AUGGCGCCAUCGGCAAUUGAGGAGACGAAGGAGGCCGUCGUGCCCUUCAAGCCCCAUGGCAAGGAGGAGAUGACGCCUCUGCAAGCCAUCUCGCAGGGUGUCUCUCUGCCCGGCAUUCCCCUCUACUCGGAAAUUGACAAGCAACGCCACUUCAUCCUCUCACACAUGGCAUGCGCUUUCCGCGUCUUUGCCCGCAAGGGCUUCACCGAGGGAAUGUCUGGUCACAUUUCCGUGCGAGAUCCCGAGAAUCCCCACACCUUCUGGACCAACCCGCUGGGCAGGCACUUCGGACUGCUCAAGGCGUCGGACAUGAUUCUGGUCGACUACGACGGCAAGGCCAUCGGUGGAAACAUGUCGCGGCCGGCCAACGCGGCAGGCUUCCUGAUCCACAGCGCGGUGCACAAGGCGCGGCCAGACGCCAACGCGGCCUGCCACACGCACUCCAAGUACGGUAAGGCAUGGAGCACCUUCGCCCGCCCGCUCGACAUGCUCAACCAGGACGUGUGCUACUUCUACGGCGACGCCCAGGCCGUCUACAAGGACUGCGGUGGCAUCGUCUUCUCCGAAGAGGAAGGCAAACGGCUGGCGGGCGCCCUGGGUCCCAACGGUAAGGGCAUGAUUCUGAGGAACCAUGGACUUUUGACCGUGGGCCAUACGGUCGAUGAGGCGGCUUACUUGUAUACCUUGAUGGAGAGGAGCUGCGAGGUUCAGCUCAUGGUCGAGGCGGCGGAAGCAAACGGUGUUCCCAAGGUCCUCGUGCCUGACGAUGCGGCGGCAUACACGUUCAAGAUGGGCGCGGACAGGGAGUCGCUGUACUGGGAGUUCCAGCCAGAUUACGAGUAUGAGGAGGAGCAGUGCAAGGGCGAGUUCCACAACUGA
Molecule: messenger RNA, 879 nt
Organism: Diplodia corticola
Lineage: Eukaryota; Fungi; Ascomycota; Dothideomycetes; Botryosphaeriales; Botryosphaeriaceae
Product: arad-like aldolase epimerase
Exons: 2
Coding region: 1-879 (292 amino acids)
Cellular component (GO): cytoskeleton
Molecular function (GO): actin filament binding
Source: RefSeq, a predicted model, not a curated record